Messenger RNA from Colletotrichum orchidophilum, 1449 nucleotides. RefSeq names its product NmrA-like family protein. The record is from RefSeq and is a predicted model, not a curated record. NCBI's taxonomy places the organism in Eukaryota, Fungi, Ascomycota, Sordariomycetes, Glomerellales, Glomerellaceae. The coding region runs from base 1 to 1449 and encodes 482 amino acids. The transcript has a single exon.
AUGGUGACUCUGAUGCCUUCUCAACUCAACGGGAUUGGGAUCCCUAUCCGACCCGCCAAGCCACAACAGCAACACCAACAGCAGGAUCACUCAAAUCACCACUACCACGGCGACUCGGCGGUCUACAGCGCCGUCAGGACCCAUAAACACUCCCGCUCAUCGUACUCUGACGCAUCCCCGUUGUCGUCAUCCAGGAACAACUCCCUCACUUUCCGCCCUUUCAAGCGUUCGAUGCCCACCCCAAACAAGACGAUUGCUGUCAUCAACGCCAGCGGUCGUCAGGCUGCAUCAUUCAUCAGAGUUGCCACGGCUGUUGGCUACCACGUCCGCGCCCAGCUGCGGAAUCUUGAAGGCGUCGUCGCCACCGAGGUCAACUCAAACCCUAAUGUCACUGUCCUUGUCGGCGAGUUGUACACGAGGCACAAGCCGACUCCGGACAACAGAGAUGUGACAACCAACGGCCCCAUUUCCGGUGUUGGUGUAAACCAUGACUUGAUCAAUGACCUCUUCCGCGGCGCUCAGCUGGCUUUCAUCAACACCACAUUUUAUGGAGACGAGUUUCAGAUCGGAAAGGCACUUGCCGACGCCGCCAAGAAGGCCGGGGUUCAACACUACGUCUACUCCACGAUGCCCGAUCAUGCCGCAUACAAGUCGGGUUGGCCUUCGCUUCCUCUCUGGGCUGCGAAGCACCAGGUCGAGGAGUAUGUCCGCUCCAUCGGCAUGCCUGCUACCUUUGUGUACACGGGCAUUUACAACAACAACUUCACCUCGCUGCCCUAUCCGCUCUUCUGCAUGGAACUCCAGCAGGAUGGUUCAUUCGUUUGGCAAGCUCCGUUCCACGAAGAUGUGAAGCUACCCUGGCUCGAUGCUGAGCACGACGUCGGUCCCGCCAUUAUACAAAUCUUCAAGGACGGCCUGGCCAAGUGGCGCACAAAGCGUGUUGCUUUGGCCUGGGAAAUGCUGACUCCUCGCGAGGCUUGCGAAGUUUUUGCCAGAGGUGUUGGCCGGCCAGUCAGGUAUGUCCGGGGUCCGAUUGAGCUGAAGGUCAAGAUCCCGAAUGGGUACCGCCAACAGCUCGAGGCGCUAGAGAAACUGUUUUCCCUCGGCCACCAAGAUCCCAAGAAGCAACCCCCCUACUUUGGGGAUGUCGAGCUGGAGGACAACUGUCUCUCUCAGUCCAUGGCACUCUGGGAGGGCCCUAGAGGUCUGGAGGAAUACGCACAGGAAGCUUUCCCACUAGAAGAGCAGGCCAACGGAUUAACAUGGAUGUUGGAGGAGGAGGAAGAGGCACCCGAGGAGGAAGCGGCGCCAGCAACCCAUCUGAAGGAUCAGGAGGUGCAGCAAGAGGAGGAGGAGCAGGAAGAGGAAGAGUACGAAUACUCAGAUGAGGAGGAUGAAGGGUUGACGAUGAGAGGGCUGAAGAGAGAUGAGGAGGAAUGGCUCGCAUGA